Molecule: messenger RNA, 2966 nt
Organism: Candoia aspera
Lineage: Eukaryota; Metazoa; Chordata; Lepidosauria; Squamata; Candoiidae
Product: toll-like receptor 6
Exons: 2
Coding region: 74-2470 (798 amino acids)
Biological process (GO): inflammatory response; immune response; cellular response to bacterial lipopeptide
Cellular component (GO): plasma membrane
Molecular function (GO): lipopeptide binding; Toll-like receptor 2 binding; transmembrane signaling receptor activity
Source: RefSeq, a predicted model, not a curated record
AGUAUACUGUGAAUUAUUAUUAUUAUUUUUGCAGAACUGUGUCCAGUUGAGAAGGGCCAAAUCCUACUGUCCGAUGGCUGGAAGAAAAGUGUCAGAUGCCAACAAUUUCCUCUCUAUUUGUGUACUUAUGACAACCUUAUGGAAUGUCACCCACACAUCCACGGAACAUGAAUUUAUAGCAAACUAUUCAAAGGGUUCCCUGCCUACUGUUCCUAAACAUUUAUCAGAGCAAACAAGAGUUUUGGAUUUGUCGGAUAAUAGUAUAUCUGAACUAAAAACCUCUGAUUUUCGUUCUCUCUCCAACUUACAAGUGCUAACUUUGUCUUACAAUUCUAUCAGAGAACUUGAUUUCAGUGUUUUUCAGUACAAUGAAGCCUUAGAGCAUCUUGAUGUAUCUCACAACAAGUUGCAGAAGAUUUCUGGUCUUCCUGUUAAAAGCCUCAAGCAUCUAGAUCUCUCUUACAAUGACUUUAUCACCGUGCCCCUGUUCCCCAAAUCUGGCAAAACAUUAAAGCUGAACUAUUUUGCCCUCAGUAUUAGAAGUAUUUCCAGUGUCAGUGCUCUUCUGGAUUUAGAACUGGACACUCUGUUUUUGGACUUAGAAUACCUUUCUGAAUAUAGCCCCGGAAGCCUUUUAGUAUUCAGUGCGAAGACUGUUCGGAUUGUGGCCCCUAAAAAUACAAACCUUCACAUUUUCUUGGAUCUGCAGUUCAGUGGUACAGAAAGCUUAGAAUUUUCAAGGAUCUCACUGGAGCAAGUUGAAGACUUAGAAAUGUUUUUGUCAAAGCUAAACAAAAAAAGUACAUUGCAGAAUCUAACAGUAGUUGAUAUCAAAUUCACUUGGGAAAAUCUCCUUAAUGUUUUCGAAGCAGUGGGGAGAUCCAGCAUUAAUAACUUAACCAUAUUAUAUCCAACCAUUACUGAAUUCCAAGAUAAAUAUUUUGAUGCGGAUCUCUCAUUAAAGAGUUUUGCCAUCAAACGUGCACAACUGAAUACAGUAGAGUUUAACCAGAGCAUUGUGUACUCAACUUUUUCAAACUUGAACACUGAAGCCUUGACUAUUUCUGAUUCUGGUAUAUUAUAUAUGUAUUGUCCUGUAAGACCCAGCAGAUUUAAGUAUUUAUGUUUUCAAAAUAACACAUUGACGGACACAACUUUCAAAGACUGCCAUCACUUAGCUAUGCUAGAAACACUCAUUUUACAAAAGAAUCGUCUUGAAGACCUUUCCGAAGUGAGUUUAAUGACAAGAAGCAUGAAGUCUCUGAAUUAUAUGGAUGUAAGUCAGAAUCGUUUGCAAUACAAAGAGAGUGGAAACAAGUGUGAUUGGGAUGGAAAUAUAAUUAAACUGAAUUUGUCAUCCAACAAGUUAACAGAGUCUGUUUUUAGAUGUUUACCGAACAAUAUCCAAAUUUUGGACCUACAAAGUAAUCAGAUUUCAACCGUGCCUAAAGAGAUAAUUGACCUGAUUGCCUUAGAGGAGUUAAAUUUGGCUUCCAACAAACUGAAUGCAUUCCCUGGAUGUAGCCAUUUUAGAAACCUUCAAGUACUUAACAUAGAAUAUAAUUUUGUUCUCGAUCAAUUUUCUGAAUUCUCCCAGACCUGUCAGAGUAUUCAAAAAUUAAAAGGAAGACAUAAUCCCUUCAGGUGCAACUGUGAAUUAAGGGAGUUCCUUAAUCUUCCGAAACGAUCUGUGGAACUAGUUGGUUGGCCUGAUUUUUAUAUGUGUGAAUAUCCAUAUGACUUAAGGGGAACUCUUUUAAAAGACUUCCAUAUUUCUGAACUUGAUUGCAAUGUGACCCUUAUUAUUGCAGUAGUUCUGGUUGUCGCUCUUGUCAUACUGGCCACUGUCACCUUCCUCUGCAUCCACUUUGAUAUUCCCUGGUAUUUCAAGAUGAUUUGGCGUUGGAGUCAAGUAAAACACCGGAUAUGGAAGACUAAAUCAGAAGAGAUCCUUGAGAACACCCAGUACCAUGCAUUUAUCUCCUAUAGUGAGCAUGAUUCUGACUGGGUCAAAAAUGAGCUGAUUCCCAAUUUGGAGAAGGAAGAAGGGUCCCUAAGGCUCUGCCAACAUGAGAGGAACUUCAUUGCAGGCAAGAGUAUUGUUGAGAAUAUCAUUGAUUGUAUUGAGAAAAGUUACAAGUCCAUCUUUGUGUUAUCUCCCAAUUUUGUGCAGAGUGAAUGGUGCCAUUAUGAGCUGUACUUUGCUCAUCACAAGUUGUUCACUGAAAAUGCUGAUGGUCUAAUUCUCAUUUUGUUGGAACCAAUACCGGCAUAUACCAUUCCUGCCAGGUACUACAAACUCAAAGCUCUCAUGGACAAGAGGACCUACUUGGAGUGGCCAAAAGAGAAGAGGAAGCAUGCAUUUUUCUGGACUAAUCUUAGGGCAGCUCUUCAGAUUAAACUUCCAUACAUUGAAGAAAUGAAAGAGCUAGGAUCUGCAUGGAUGGGGAAGAAUCUGCUUUCUGUCUGACAAGACCUAAUGGCUGUGGUUUUUAUGUCCCCCCCUAAUUUGUGAUUUGCCAUCUUUGACUGUGAAUGGGGCGGCACUCUCGCUGUCCAAGCUGGUGCACGAUCUGGGGGUCCUCCUGGACUUAUGGUUACUGCUUGAAGGGCAGGUUGGAGCCAUGGCUAGGAGGGCCUUUGCACAAAUGCAUCUUGUGUGCCACUUGCCCCCUUUCCCAGACUGGGAAGCACUGCUCAUGGUCACUCAUACCUCAGUCACUUCAUAAUUCGAUUAUUGCAAUGCACUCUACAUGGGACAUUCAGAAGCUGCAGCUGGUCCCGAAUGCAGUGGCAUGGGUGGUAAUGGGUGCACCAAAGCACAUCCAUGGAACACCACCACUGGCUGAGCUGCACUGGCUCCUGAUAGCCUUCCAGGUACAAUUCAAGGCGCUGGUCAUCACCUUCAAAGGCCUCCAUGGCAUGUGACCAGGUUACUUACAGGACUGCCUAUUCCCAAUGGUUUC